AGUUCGGAUCUUAAUCAGAAUCUGAAUCUUUCUUUACAGAAAAAAAAAAAAUUUUUUUGUUCUACAAGUGAUUUAAAUUGUUUAAAAUUUUUAAAAGUUCAAAAAAAUAAAAAUUAAGGAAUUUUUUUUUCCUCAAGUGAAAAUUAAAUAACAAAAAAAUGAUAGAAAAGUGUAUGAAUUCCUCAUCGCGCCAAGACACGAGCACAUCGCCGUCUGACAGCGUGACACUCUGUUCGUCGGAUUCGCCGAUUUUUCUUGGACCACCGCUUGGCAUGUACGACCAGGCACACAGCUCUGAGGAGGAAUUAGAAGUAAUUAAUGGACCAUCACCUAGCAAAGUAUUGUCAGAUUUGUAUCCGAAUGGAAGUAGUGGCGAUGUGACAAAUAAUAGUUGUAGUGUGCCGCCAGUGGCGGAAAUUUCGCCGAAGCGGUGUUGCAGUUCAACGUUGCUGGAAAAAAGAAAACGAUCUCUCGCACAUAAUUCAGAUGAUGAGGUGCGACACUUACUCGAAAAACAACAAAAUCUUAAUAAUCAUCAGCAUCAUCACCUGUUGGCGCCCGUGAAUUUUCGUACAUCGCCGCCGCUGGAGGCCCUGAAACCGUAUCGCGGGCACAUUUUACGUCCUACCACGCCGCUCGUACUCGCGGAACGUGGCAUCGAGAACAUAAGAAUUUCCACGCCCAUCAACAUCCAAAAUUCGCAGCAACCAACAACAACAUCCUCUAAUAUUUCAAGUAGCAAACAAUGUGAUAGUCCAACAUUACAAGCGUCUAGUGAUUCUGUUAUAGUACAACAACAACAACAACAACAAUUAAUUAAAAAAGAUCGUCAUGAAUGCAGUAGUAGGUCAAUUAGUCCGCCUGCAAAAAUGUUUCAUUGUGCGGUUUCACCAACGAGGUCGUUGAAUGGCAUCUCAUCAUCUAACUCAUCGUCAACGACGCGCGCCUCCCGACAUCAUCACACAAGAAAUCAAAAUCAAAGGCUACAACGACCCUACAGACCUUGCUUGGACUUUGAUAAAAUGCAACAGCUAAAAGCCCGUUCUAUCGCAUCUUGGCGUCACAGCAACGAGCAUUCAGGCAGUGAAUUCUCAGUUUUUUGUUGGUGAUGAAUACUGCUGACUUACAAACAUAAAAUUUCUCUACAGUUACAAUUUUUUAACAAUACACAAACACACACAGACACAAAACUUUUAUCAUUUAAGGGACAACAACAACAACAAAAGAAAACAUUUUUCUAUUGCUUACAAACAACAAACAUUUAGAUACUGAAUAAAACUUAAGGAAAUUAAAAUAAACUAUAUUAUUUCAUAAAAAAAACAACAACAACAAUAGA
This is a messenger RNA of Culicoides brevitarsis, 1336 nucleotides long. RefSeq lists its product as uncharacterized. NCBI's taxonomy places the organism in Eukaryota, Metazoa, Arthropoda, Insecta, Diptera, Ceratopogonidae. The record is from RefSeq and is a predicted model, not a curated record. The transcript is spliced from 4 exons. Bases 159 to 1109 code for a protein of 316 amino acids.